UCUGCUCAAAAGUACGCUUUUACGAAAAGCACAGCCACCUCUAUGAAUGAUUUCCAUUGUGUAGUCAGCCUACGAAGCAAUUGCUCUCAAAGGAGUAGGGGGUUUGGGAAACAAGGUUUCCAGUGCCAAGUUUGCUGUUUUGUGGUUCACAAGAGGUGCCAUGAAUUCGUUACUUUUUCUUGUCCGGGUGCGGACAAGGGACCCGACACCGAUGACCCCCGGAGCAAGCACAAGUUCAAAAUCCACACCUAUGGAAGCCCCACCUUCUGUGACCACUGCGGGUCACUGCUGUACGGGCUCAUCCACCAGGGGAUGAAAUGCGACACCUGCGAUAUGAACGUGCACAAGCAGUGUGUGAUCAACGUGCCCAGCCUCUGUGGGAUGGACCACACGGAGAAGAGGGGCCGGAUCUACCUGAAGGCGGAGGUCACCGACGAAAAGCUCCACGUCACAGUACAAGAUGCGAAAAAUCUAAUCCCCAUGGAUCCAAAUGGACUUUCAGACCCGUACGUGAAGCUCAAGCUCAUUCCUGAUCCCAAGAAUGAAAGCAAACAAAAAACCAAAACCAUCCGCUCCACACUAAACCCCCAGUGGAACGAGUCCUUCACGUUCAAAUUGAAACCUUCAGAUAAAGACCGGCGGCUGUCCAUAGAAAUCUGGGACUGGGACCGGACGACAAGGAACGACUUCAUGGGGUCACUUUCCUUCGGCGUUUCGGAGCUGAUGAAGAUGCCGGCCAGUGGAUGGUAAGGAAGCGCAGAAGGGGAGUACUACAACGUGCCCAUUCCAGAAGGGGAUGAGGAGGGGAACGCGGAGCUCAGGCAGAAGUUCGAGAAAGCCAAGCUUGGCCCCGCUGGGAACAGAGCGUAUGGCCCCUCGCCAGACAGGAGACUUUCCAACAACCUGGACCGCGUGAAGCUCACCGACUUCAAUUUCCUCAUGGUGCUGGGGAAGGGGAGUUUUGGAAAGGUGAUGCUGGCGGACAGGAAGGGCACAGAAGAACUCUACGCCAUCAAGAUCCUGAAGAAGGAUGUGGUGAUCCAGGACGACGACGUGGAGUGCACCAUGGUGGAGAAGCGCGUGCUGGCCCUGCUGGACAAGCCCCCGUUCCUGACGCAGCUGCACUCCUGCUUCCAGACGGUGGAUCGGCUGUACUUCGUCAUGGAAUACGUCAACGGCGGGGACCUCAUGUACCACAUCCAGCAAGUAGGAAAAUUUAAGGAGCCACAAGCAGUAUUCUAUGCAGCAGAGAUUUCCAUCGGCCUAUUCUUCCUUCAUAAACGAGGAAUCAUUUACAGGGACCUGAAGUUAGACAACGUCAUGCUGGACUCGGAGGGGCACAUCAAGAUCGCCGACUUCGGGAUGUGCAAGGAGCACAUGAUGGACGGCGUCACGACCAGAACCUUCUGUGGGACCCCAGAUUACAUCGCCCCGGAGAUAAUCGCUUAUCAGCCGUAUGGGAAAUCCGUGGACUGGUGGGCCUAUGGCGUCCUGUUAUAUGAAAUGCUGGCUGGGCAGCCUCCGUUCGACGGCGAGGACGAGGACGAACUCUUUCAGUCUAUCAUGGAGCACAACGUCUCUUACCCCAAAUCCUUGUCCAAGGAGGCCGUCUCCAUCUGCAAGGGACUGAUGACCAAGCACCCGGGCAAGCGGCUGGGCUGCGGGCCCGAAGGCGAGCGGGACGUGCGCGAACACGCCUUCUUCCGGAGGAUCGACUGGGAGAAGCUGGAGAACAGGGAGAUCCAGCCGCCCUUCAAGCCCAAAGUGUGUGGCAAAGGCGCGGAAAACUUCGACAAGUUCUUCACACGCGGGCAGCCCGUCCUAACGCCGCCCGACCAGCUGGUCAUCGCUAACAUCGACCAGGCUGAUUUCGAAGGGUUCUCGUAUGUCAACCCCCAGUUUGUGCACCCCAUCCUACAGAGCCCAGUAUGAAGCUCACCCACGAGAACACACGCCUCCCCUGCCCCCGCCCCACCCCGCGCCCCUCCCGCAGUGGGAACUGAUCCUUCACCCGACACUUCAAGGCCGAGGCCUUGUUUCUCGGUCCAGACGGAGGCCAGAAAGAUCAUACGGUUGUUAGUCCAAACGUGACCUCCCGUUCAGGGCCUUUCUCUUACAACCAAGAACCUUAUCUUAGCGGAAGAGAA
Myotis davidii is the source of this 2147-nucleotide messenger RNA. RefSeq names its product protein kinase C alpha (gene PRKCA). Lineage: Eukaryota; Metazoa; Chordata; Mammalia; Chiroptera; Vespertilionidae. Gene Ontology annotation, molecular function: zinc ion binding; diacylglycerol-dependent serine/threonine kinase activity; ATP binding. The record is from RefSeq and is a predicted model, not a curated record. The transcript is spliced from 17 exons. Gene Ontology annotation, biological process: protein phosphorylation.